AUGAAUGAUACUCUUGAAUCUGUAUCUAAAAGGCUUGGACUUAAUAGAACAUUGAGUCUAGAUACUGUAGUCCUCAUUUACAAAGUCUGUGGUUAUGAAACUUCAUGGCGCAAACAACAUUUAUCCCCAUGGUGCUAUGCAUUUGACGGCAAGACUGCAGAGGUGUUAGAGUAUUAUGUAGACUUGAAGCAUUAUUGGUUAGAUGGCUAUGGGCACAAUUUAACAUAUCGUCAAGCUUGCAUGUUAAUGAAGAAUUUAUUUGAAAGGUUUAGAGGGGAAGGUCCGGACGCUACCUUCCUGUUUGCACAUUCGGGGACGCUCCUAAAGCUGUUAACGCAUUUGCAACUUUAUAAGUCUGAAAGUCCACUUACUGGGGAUGCCCUAAACCUUAAAAGGACGUGGCGCGCCUCUAAUAUCGAUGGCUUCGCGUCUAAUUUAGCCUUUGUAUUAUACAAGUGUUUAGAUGGUGAUUACGUGUUGACGCUCCAUCAGGAACGCGUCAUCAAGCUGCCGAUGUGCGAGCAGGAGCUAUGUUCCCUCAACAAGUUAUGGGACUACUUUGGAGAUUCAAUUAACGAUUGUAAUAUUAAUGACAUGUGCCGACUGAAU
Molecule: messenger RNA, 609 nt
Organism: Iphiclides podalirius (scarce swallowtail)
Lineage: Eukaryota; Metazoa; Arthropoda; Insecta; Lepidoptera; Papilionidae
Source: the annotation of a GenBank genome assembly